CUCAGCUUCUCGAGGAGAAACUGAGAUCGCCGAUGUACAAAACCUAAAUUGGCAAAAAUUUGUGCAACCUCCUAUGUAGUCUCGUACAUGUUGCAUGCACGCAGUGGGUUUAUUUUAUAAAUUUUGGUCCAGUUGGUACCGUUCAGCGUGCAACUUUCUCUUGUCGGAUUAUAAAUGUGUGAAACAAGUGCAUAUAUCAAUGACAAAUAAGUUGACAUACAACAGGUUCGUCUCCUUUCUCGCAGCUCUUCAAUAAAACCAAUAAUACUGGUCUGAAGUCUGAACUAUGAUUUGUAGGCCGGUAAGUGUAGGCUUCCAUUGCAUCAUUAUAACUACGAAGUAAAUCCUAUAUCGCUAGAAAAUUGCAGUACAGUGUUCGUAAAAAUGAAUCGUUCUUAUUGAAAGCCAGCAACAUGGGUGCUGUGGCGACCGAAGUGGCCUUGUAAUGCCGUUACGGCGUUUGGAUGUUUCCGUCUGUAGUCCGUAAAUGUGCUUACUUUCGCACCUACCGAAAUUAAUUUGAGUUCAUUUUUUAAUUUGAAUAUAUGCAUGAUUGAUUCCUUCUUUGGAGGCUGCCUUUGUGAAAUUCAAGGCAGUGUAGCACGUAGAAAAAUCUCAUUUCAGAAACUCAACACAUUUUUUCCUAAUUCUAUCCUUUGCCUUCAAGCAGAAAGCAGAUUAACAUUCCAAUAAAUUCUCAACCAACCCACAAUACUGAACUGUUUGAACCGUCUCAACGAAAUGGACAGCUGGACAAGUUUUCAAGCAGUGAAGCCUUUAGUCAAUCCGACUUAUGCUAAUCUCGAUGAAAUUAGCCGAUGCGUUCACUUCGAUGACUUCAAGGAGGCCGUUAAAAAAGAAAUGCUGGUUCCGCAACGCGUCACCAACGGCCUAAAGAAACUGCGGUGUCGAGUAUUGUGGUUCGCUCCUUCGCAUUCAAGCUCUGAUCACAAUUUCUUUGGCAACGUCAGCUUCACCAUCAAGUGGGAGACCGUGCUACAGAAACUCGGACCAAACCUCUACUUCAUCGAUCAGGCAGUUUUUAACUCGAGAAGUUGUACUCGGGUCUUGUUAACUAGGAAAAAAUAUCACGGAAGGUUCAGGAAAGUUGAUUUAAAUUCAUUUCAUUCGCCCUUGCAAAAUUGUCGGCCUGGUUUUAUUUAUGUGUCGCACUGCAUGAACAAAGUUCGCAAUGGCCCUCACGUUCUGGAAAUCGCGAUCGAAGUUAAUGAUGCAGAUGCGAGGUGGUUUUACUUGAACUGUAGGCAGGUUGCCAACAACCAUACUGAGGCAAACCCUCACGUAGGAAAUGCUAGGACUUACGGACCAGAGUCAAUAAUUCAGGGAAAUAAAUGCUUUAAGUUCAACGCCGCUCAAAACCUCGUGUGUCCCUACCAAUGGACUGUGGCUGAGUGCGAGAAGAAGAUUGAUGCGGUAUUCCAGAGUACUGGUAGCGCUACCGAAAUAGGCCGAAAGAAAUCUGUUUCCAGAAAGAAAACUGUUUCCAGAAAGAAGUCUGUUUCCAGAAAGAAAAAUAUUUCUAAUUCAGACUCCAUAAAUUACGAUCUCAAUUCAUCUUAUAGCUAUUCAUCUCUUUCUGUUCAUACAGGAUAUGAAAGUGCAGGAGAUGAAUGGUCAGAAUAUGCAUGGCCAACAUAUGAAAGGAGUAUAUAUCCAGCUCGAGUUGCAGCUCCUCCAGAGAAGAAGAACGGAUGGGGAUGGUCCAUCCUGACUGCGGCGGCAGCAGUAGCUGGUGUUUGGUUCGUAAUCAGGAGAAUUUCCAAAUAAUCUAUAUGAUCGUAUUCACCAAUAAUUACUUUUUCAACUAUUUCAUGGUGUGGCAUUGAUUUAUUCUAUUCAAAAGUGCCCAAAGAAUAUGCUUGUUGCAUUUCAAUUCUUGUUCAAUUGACACUGAAUAAAUAUGUCAAUUAUAACUGUUUCAAUUAACUUGAGUAACUUCAUAGUAAAAUGCGUUAGAUUUUGAGUUGUAAAUGUAAUCAAAACAUCAAUAUAUAAGUUAAUGAAUAUUUAUUAGUACGACAAUAUGAAUGCUGGGAUUGCAGACAUUAUUUUCUAACGAACUGAUGCUCCUCGUUAUUUCGAAUCUGACGGAAACUUCAUAUGAUAACUGUCAGAAUCUUUUCUUGCAUGUAUAAUUGUGCAUCGAUUUGUUUUUUGCAGUGUAUGCGUAUAACAUAUUAUACACAAACAUUAUGUCUGUAACGUCGAAUUUAACAUUUUUAACAACUUAAUCUUUAAAAAUAUAUAUUCCUGCUUGAUGUGAAACUUCACCGAAGGUUACAGGCUGAAUCAUCAUCUAUGUCCCAUGCAUGUGCAUUAUAUGCGACACCUGAAUGAUUGAAUUUUAAUCUUCUUCGUUAAACUCAACCUUGAUUCAAUUUACUGGCCGCCACUUGCUAGCGACCCUUGAAGCAGCCAGUAGGGGUAACAUGGGGCA
Molecule: messenger RNA, 2458 nt
Organism: Hyalella azteca
Lineage: Eukaryota; Metazoa; Arthropoda; Malacostraca; Amphipoda; Hyalellidae
Exons: 2
Coding region: 742-1788 (348 amino acids)
Source: RefSeq, a predicted model, not a curated record